This is a messenger RNA of Baudoinia panamericana UAMH 10762, 1535 nucleotides long. RefSeq lists its product as uncharacterized. Gene Ontology annotation, cellular component: cytoplasm. Gene Ontology annotation, biological process: L-histidine biosynthetic process. The transcript is spliced from 3 exons. The record is from RefSeq and is a predicted model, not a curated record. The coding region runs from base 283 to 1236 and encodes 317 amino acids. Gene Ontology annotation, molecular function: magnesium ion binding; ATP phosphoribosyltransferase activity. Lineage: Eukaryota; Fungi; Ascomycota; Dothideomycetes; Mycosphaerellales; Teratosphaeriaceae.
ACGCCAACGACAAUUCUCUUGCGCUCGAAUCAGAGCCUGUAAAUGCGAUCACAACACUCACCCAGUCAUUCCUUUCACAGUCCGUCACAGUGUGUUGCGGGAACGUACUUACGACACUUGUACAAGUCCUUGCCUUCGUAACCAAAUGAACACAUAACCUAGAAUUCCCAGCUGAUAUUUGGGAGAACGAGUGCUUGUUCACCGUUGGGGUCUGUGAUCUUGUGUUUGCCGGCAUUGUGUAGAAACAUCAAAAAGUCCCCGUUGACGCACCUAUAAGCCGCCAUGGAUCUGGUCAAUCAUCUGAACGACCGCCUGUUGUUCGCAGUACCAAAGAAAGGCAGAUUACAGCAAGCAUGUCUUGAUCUGCUCACUGGCUCGGACAUCAAAUUCCAUCGGCACAACAGACUAGACAUUGCACUUGUUCAGAAUCUCCCCUUGGCCCUGGUCUUCCUUCCCGCAGCCGACAUUCCAAUCUUCGUAGGCGAAGGUAGCGUCGACUUGGGCAUCACCGGACGGGACACAGUUGCCGAACAUGAGGCCACCGUACCACCCACGGAGACUAGCGGCACCGUCGAGAUUAUGGAUCUCGGCUUCGGUGCGUGUAAGCUGCAGGUACAGGUGCCAGAGAAGGGAAGCAUCGAGAAGCCGGAGCAGCUGAUCGGCAAGAAGAUUGCCACUAGCUUUACUGCGCUUUCCCAGAGCUACUUCCGUAAUCUGGAAAGUCAGGGUAGCAAUUCGCAUGCGCAACCCAACGGUGACGCAGCUCACGGAGGCCUACGGACUCAGAUCACGACGUUAAGCGGCAGCGUCGAGGCUGCGUGCGCUCUGGGAGUCGCAGAUGGUAUCGUAGAUCUUGUUGAAUCCGGCGAGACCAUGAAAGCCGCUGGUCUGAAAGCCAUCGCAACCGUUGUCUCAUCCUCCGCCAUCCUCAUUAAGUCCAAGCACCCCUCAAACCCAAAGCUGGUUGAUAUCAUCACGGCUCGGAUCAAGGGCGUCAUAACCGCUCAGCGCUACGUACUCUGUACAUACAAUGUAGAGCGGCGACUACUGCAUCAAGCAUCGCAGAUCACGCCCGGUAAGCGGGCGCCGACGGUCAACAGUCUAGAGGAAGACGACUGGGUUGCUGUCCAAGCGAUGGUGGAGCGAAGUAAGAUUGCUGAGGUCAUGGAUGAUCUAGCGGCGCUGGGGGCUACUGACAUCUUGGUGACAAAGCUUGAGAACUCGAGAACGACAUGAGCAAAGCAUAGACAUAGAUCGUAGCCCUUUGGGCUUUCGUGGCCAAGCUCAUCUAACAAGGGGACCCUUUACGUUGCCGGAUGCCUCUCGAGUAACGGUGAACCAACCUCGUCAUUUAUGGCCAUGACCAAGUGUCCAGUGCGUUCACUUUCGCGGCAUGCUGGUAGACUAGCGGCUGAGCUUCUGGACUAUCGUUCGUGUGUCAGCACAUGAUGUACACGUAACUGCGGGUUGCGGUGCUUACUCAUCGAGGUAGAUUGUGAAACCAUCAUCAUUGUUCCGCCCAUACGAGUAAUUGG